AAAAAAAAAGCUUGAGUUUGUUACUCCACUCUCUAUCAAAAGGAGUUCUGCUUCUCUCUCUCUGCAACCGAAAUUACUCAGCUCCAUCAUCUUCAUCUUUUUCUUCAGUUUACAAAAUGGAGUGAGUGUUGAACUUGAAUACCAGUCAUGGUAUCUAAAUGCAUCAAGUAAGAAGAGUUUCUCAGAAAAAAGAACAUAAAGAAGUUACAAGAAAUUAAGUAAGGAGCUCAUUUCCAAUACGAGGGUUCAUUCUUCAAGGCUUAUGCUUGUAGAUAAUGUCUGCUUUAAUAUUUUGUAUAUGCAUGCAACAGUCAAAAGCUUAUGAUUUCUUUCUUUUUCAUUCCCCGCCCCCUUCUUUUUCUAAGUGAGCAGUGUUAUGAAAAGUAUUGAGUGUAAUUCUCAAGUUACGACUCCACCACUGCAUGGUGAUAGGGAGGAGGAAAGCCAGAGUAAUGUUACUCUAUUGGCUUCUUCGGCCUCCUCAGAAAGCAUAUGCCAGAAACAAUCGGAACUUAAAGAGCGAAACUACAUGGAGCUUUCUGAUUGUUCUUCAGUAGAUAGCUCUACCGUUUCCACAUCAAAUGACAAUAAUGGCUGUGGAUUAAAUCUAAAGGCAACAGAGCUCAGGCUCGGGCUCCCUGGGUCACGGUCUCCUGAGAGAAUUACCGAGCCUUGCCCUUUGGGCUCAUCAAAGCUUGACGAGAGGCUGCCUUAUCCCUUGCACCCAGCCAAAGAUCUAACUGGAAACAAACGAGUGUUUUCUGAUGCUAUGGAUGGAUUCCCAGAGGGAAAAUUUGUCCCCAGUUCAGGUGCGAAAGUAGGUUCUCGAAAGGAGACAUCAGAUGCUCAACCGCCUAAAAAAGAGGCAAUAACACAAAAUGCAGUUCAAGAGAGGCCUUGUGCUGUGAAUGAGAGUUCUUCAAACCGUGCUGCUACCAAGGCACAGGCUGUGGGUUGGCCACCAAUUCGAUCUUUUAGAAAGAAUAAGCUGGCUUCUACUUCUAAGAACAAUCACGAACUGGAUGGAAAAAGUGGAUCUACUGUCCUUUUCAUUAAGGUCAGCAUGGAUGGUGCUCCUUAUUUGAGGAAAGUGGACCUGAGAACCUAUUCUGCAUACCAGGAGCUCUCUUCUGCUCUCGAAAAUAUGUUCAGUUUUUCCCUUGGUCAAUUUGGAUCUCAUGAAGCUGUAGGGAAGGAGAUGUUAAAUGAGAGAAAAUUGAAGGAUUUGCUUCAUGGAUCUGAGUAUGUACUCUCUUAUGAGGAUAAGGAUGGGGACUGGAUGCUUGUUGGUGAUGUGCCUUGGGAGAUGUUCAUUGAUACCUGUAUGAGACUGAGAAUCAUGAAAAGUUCAGACGCUAUCGGUUUGGCCCCAAAGGCUAUGGGAAAGUGUCGGAGCAGGAAUCAGCCACCAUUUACCCAUGGUUAAUGCUGUCCAUCCAGCAAUAUUUGGUAAGAAAGAAAUGGGAAAAGGGUGAACAGCUCAAAAACUAGGAGCCCUUAUUAUAGCAUUUACAGUGACCAGGUGUUGGUCCUGGAAGUGCGUCUCCUGUAGAUACUUACCUCAUUGUUCUUUUGGUCAUUUUUCCAUAAUUUAUGUCCUCUAAGCUCUGUAUCAUAUAUGAUAGAAAGACUAUUUAUAUGGGAGUUCAACGGGAACGUAUCUGUGUAGAGCACUCAGUUCUCGUCUAAAGAGUACUAUUUUAGAGAGAGCACAUUGCUUAUUGAAAUUUUACCUGCGUACUUAAGACCAAGUUUUAGUUUGAUUCCGUGUGUGGAAUUAGCUGUAUUACUCUCUGAAUGAAUGUAUUUUUCACCUUUGGUGAAACCUAGUUGUCGAAAGCUCCAAUACAUCUUACCUUACUGUCACACGUAUGGUUUAGAUUACUUGAGAUCAAGGGGCUAAUUAGUUACUAGAAGUGAAAAGAGAAGGGAGAACAAGCAUUGCAGAUUGAAGCUCCAAGUCUAUACAAUGUCCCAGGAUAUUGAAUAAAGAAAAAGGGAAGAUAUUGCAACAUAUUAUUUGGUUUGUUGCAAAAGGCUGUAUUCCGGCCAACUCAAUUUUUGUAUUUCAGAUUAAAUAGUGUUGUCUACUGCCAUCCUUUUUGGAAUCUGCAAGUGAUUCUUAUUGUUAUUUCCUUAUCAGAAGAAUAAAAAUAAAGUAGAGAGGAGUUGCAUUGUUGAAAUGGUGUCCAGACUCCAGCGUAUAUGAGUAUGAUUAUUAUUGUUAUUAGGGAAAAAAUUUCCAACAAAAAUGGUAGCACUGACCUGAAGGGGUGUUUAUCUGAGCAAUUAGAGGUGAUCAUGCCAAGAUUUUCUAUGUCAUUGGCUAUGCUCUUGGAUUUCUACUGAGCUUAUUUCAAUGAAGCGUAGACAUUAGAGGAAAAGAAUCACAAUGUAAGUUCACAUUAUUGUUCCAGGCAGUUCCAAAAUUUAAAAGCUGUAAGUUCAAUCAUUCAGGUUAUUAGCAUUGAACCGAUUAUAUUCUAAAAUUUAUGACGAUAAACUUUACUAGUUGUUGCAAUUUUAGUGGAUUUUACAUAAAUUUGUACUCCACAAUAAAAAUACCGACUACAUCCGCGUCUUAUUAUCGUAGUUCGCAACAUUUUGCAGCACAAAACAUAGAUAUAAUCUUACUGUUACUAAAAAUUACUAUAUUAUAGAAAGAGCUUGUUUUGACAUGCUUGCUUCCAUGUGAAUAAAUUUAAGACUCUGGGCAUUUUGGACUUUGCAUGUUUUCUUAUAUGUGUCCAC
Molecule: messenger RNA, 2751 nt
Organism: Lycium barbarum (goji berry)
Lineage: Eukaryota; Viridiplantae; Streptophyta; Magnoliopsida; Solanales; Solanaceae
Product: auxin-responsive protein IAA9-like
Exons: 7
Coding region: 377-1426 (349 amino acids)
Biological process (GO): regulation of DNA-templated transcription
Cellular component (GO): nucleus
Molecular function (GO): protein binding
Source: RefSeq, a predicted model, not a curated record